CUUAAAAAGGGUGAGGAGAAGGGAGAAACUCGAAGGAAAGAGAACACAGAGAUCCGAGCGAAGCGAGCAAGGAUAAUGGCGAAAUCGAGCGCCGACGAUGAGGAGCUGCGGCGAGCCUGUGAGGCGGCAAUCGAAGGCACCAAGCAGAAGAUCGUGUUGUCGAUGCGUGUAGCCAAGAGCCGCGGGAUCUGGGGCAAAUCUGGCAAAUUAGGCCGCAAUCAUAUGGCGAAACCAAGAGUCCUCGCUCUAUCCACAAAGGCAAAGGGUCCCCAGACUAAAGCUUUCUUACAAGUCUUGAAAUAUUCAACAGGAGGUGUACUUGAGGCUGUUAAGCUUUACAAGCUGAAGCAUCUUUCAAAGGUGGAGGUUAUAACUAAUGAUCCCAGUGGUUGUACUUUUACCCUGGGAUUUGAUAACCUCAGAAGUCAGAGUGUUGCUCCACCACAAUGGACCAUGCGGAAUAUUGAUGAUAGGAACCGCUUUUUACUUUGCAUCUUAAAUAUGUGCAAAGAUUUACUUGGUCGUCUUCCCAAAGUUGUUGGUAUAGAUGUUGUGGAGAUGGCUCUAUGGGCUAAGGAAAAUACACCCACUGUUACCACUCGAAGGACUGUGCAGGAUGGUCCUGUGCAUGUUGCAGCUGCAGUAAUAGGAAGUGACCUGAAAGUCAGUGUUGAAAAGGAACUUGUCUCUCAAGCUGAGGAAGAGGACAUGGAGGCUCUUUUGGGCACUUACGUCAUGGGUAUUAGUGAGGCGGAGGCAUUUUCAGAAAGGUUGAAGAGAGAGCUUCUUGCCCUAGAAGCAGCAAAUGUGCAUGCCAUUUUGGAAAGUGAACCUCUGAUAGAUGAGGUACUGCAAGGACUUGAUGCAGCCACAAGCUGUGUUGAAGACAUGGAUGAAUGGUUAGGCAUCUUCAAUGUUAAAUUACGACACAUGAGAGAAGAUAUUGAGUCGAUAGAAACUCGCAAUAACAAACUGGAGAUGCAAUCAGUAAAUAAUAAAGCACUUAUUGAAGAACUUGAUAAGCUUCUUGAACGAAUGCGAGUCCCUUCUGAGUAUGCAGCAUCUCUGACAGGGGGAUCAUUUGAUGAGGCUCGUAUGCUUCAAAAUACUGAAGCAUGUGAGUGGUUAACUGGUGCUUUACGUGGCCUUGAAGUACCUGACUUGGAUCCUACUUAUGCAAACAUGCGAGCUGUUAAAGAGAAACGUGCAGAACUUGAAAAAUUAAAAGCUACAUUUGUCAGGAGAGCUUCAGAGUUCUUGAGAAGCUACUUUACUAGUUUGGUGGAUUUUAUGAUCAGUGACAAAAGCUACUUCUCGCAGCGGGGACAGUUAAAAAGGCCUGAUCAUGCUGACUUGCGGUAUAAAUGCAGGACAUAUGCUCGCCUUCUCCAACAUUUAAAGAGUCUUGAUAAGAAUUGUUUGGGUCCUCUGAGGAAAGCUUAUUGUAGCUCCCUUAAUUUACUUCUGCGCCGAGAGGCUCGUGAAUUUGCAAAUGAACUUCGUGCUGGUACAAAGGCGUCAAGAAAUCCAAGUGCCUGGCUUGAAGCUUCCACAGGUUCGAGUCAAAGUGGAAAUAGUGCAGAUACUUCUGCAGUUUCUGAGGCAUAUAGCAAAAUGCUGACGAUUUUUAUCCCACUCCUUGUUGAUGAGAGUUCCUUCUUUUCACAUUUCAUGUGCUUUGAGGUUCCAGCACUUGUUCCCCCAGGAGGUGGCACUAAUGGUAAUAAAAGUGGAUCCUACAAUGAUAAUGGUAGUGAUGAUGAUUUGGGCAUCAUGGACAUUGAUGACAAUGACAGCAAAUCUAGUAAAAAUUCUGCGGAUCUGGUAGCACUAAAUGAAGCUCUUCAGGAAUUGCUGGAUGGAAUCCAAGAUGACUUUUAUGCCGUGGUGGAUUGGGCAUACAAGAUUGAUCCUUUGCGAUGCAUAUCAAUGCAUGGAAUUACAGAACGCUAUCUCUCUGGUCAGAAGGCAGAUGCAGCAGGUUUUGUGCGUAUGCUGCUAGGUGAACUCGAGUCAAGAAUUUCUCAGCAGUUCACCCGUUUUGUUGAUGAAGCUUGUCACCAAAUUGAAAGAAAUGAGCGUAAUGUGCGGCAGAUGGGUGUUGUGUCUUACAUCCCUAGGUUUGCAACUCUAGCAACCCGUAUGGAGCAGUAUAUCCAGGGACAAUCUAGGGAUUUGAUUGACCAAGCAUACACCAAAUUUGUUAGCAUUAUGUUUGUGACUCUGGAGAGAAUUGCACAAACUGAUCCAAAAUAUUCAGAUAUAUUUCUUUUAGAGAACUAUGCAGCAUUUCAGAAUAGCUUGUAUGAUCUAGCUAAUGUUGUGCCUACUUUAGCCAAAUUUUAUCACCAAGCUAGUGAAGCUUAUGAGCAAGCCUGCACACGUCAUAUCAGUAUGAUAAUAUACAUGCAAUUUGAAAAACUGUUCCAGUUUGCUCGAAGGAUUGAGGAUUUGAUGUACACAAUAACACCAGAAGAGGUUUGUAAGUUGGUGAUAUUACUUAACCAUAUUCAUAGAAAUAGUGUUAUGGACAGAAUGACAUCAUACAGCUUCCCAGAAUAGUUUGAGGUCCUUAACUAAAGUUCUCAAGGAAAUGAACUCAAUAGGAACUGGAUUGUCCUUGUAGCGUCAAGCACGUCCCAUUUCUUAGGCAUGUUUGGGCGAUUGUGUUAAUGGAAAUUUGUUAAUCAAUGCCCCAUAUUUGUUGGGAAGCACGUAACAUUCUGGGGCCGUGCACUCCAUCAAAUUCACAUGGGCCCUACAUGACUAGAUGACUAGAAUGGAAGGAGAAGAGAAUGGUAGUGAAAUGGAUACCUUCUUUUUUCAUUUUAACUCAAUGGUUAUAGGCUGUGGUUGUAACAGUGAGUGAAAUUACAUUAUUAAGUACCGUAUGAGGCUGACAAUGGGUAAGGAAAUCCACUAACGAGCCUAACAUUAAUGCCAUUGUACAUCCGUGCAGAUUCAUGGAUUUUGGUUGGUUAACUGUUAACCGGAUGAAUAUUGUGGCUUAUUAAGUUGAUCUCUUCAUGCUACAGAUACCUUUCCAACUUGGUUUGUCUAAAAUGGAUCUCCGGAAGAUGUUAAAAGCCAGUUUAUCAGCGGUAGACAAGUCCAUCGCAGCAAUGUAUAAGAAGUUGCAGAAGAACUUGACAUCUGAAGAACUGCUACCUUCUCUGUGGGAGAAAUGCAAGAGGGAAUUUCUGGAGAAGUAUGAUAGCUUUGCCCAACUAGUUGCGAAAAUUUAUCCCACUGAAAACAUUACCUCUGUGGAAGAAAUGAGAGAGCUUCUUGCUACCAUGUAGAGAGAAAUUUUUUCCAAUGUAACAUUUUUAUCUUUCCUUUGAGUGGAGAGCUGUGUUUUUGGCAGCUGUAAUUAUUAUUAUUAUUAUUAUGGGGUUUUCUUCCCCUCUGCUAAUAUGAUACAACUCCUUUCAGAUUAAGAGAGGGAAACACUGUUCCUUUUCCAUUUAUCUUUUUUAUAAAAAAAAAAUAAUUUU
Rubroshorea leprosula is the source of this 3497-nucleotide messenger RNA. The record is from the annotation of a GenBank genome assembly. Lineage: Eukaryota; Viridiplantae; Streptophyta; Magnoliopsida; Malvales; Dipterocarpaceae.